Molecule: messenger RNA, 3938 nt
Organism: Sciurus carolinensis (gray squirrel)
Lineage: Eukaryota; Metazoa; Chordata; Mammalia; Rodentia; Sciuridae
Gene: Gprasp2
Product: G protein-coupled receptor associated sorting protein 2
Exons: 3
Coding region: 472-3000 (842 amino acids)
Source: RefSeq, a predicted model, not a curated record
CUUUAAAGCUGUUCAGUUCUGCAAGAAAGGAAAGAGGAGGAAGAGACUGACUCAAAUCUCUGGAGGACCCCCUGCAGUCGGCUGUGGGGCAUAACACCACUUGAACAAAGAAAGGAGGGGGAAAUUGCACCACAUCAGUGAAGAUCCACCUCCAGUGGCAGCUCUGGUGGUGCUGGAGUUGCUGCUGACUACCACCCUCAACAGGUCUGCACCCACCCAGGAACCAUUCAUCCUCCCCCAGCUUGGUUGUUCCUCUUCUCCACUAUAUCUAUAUAAUUGACUGAGACUGUGGUUGGUUAGGAGCCUGAUUGACUACUGGAUUGGCAAUUGACUCUCUAACUCUUAUUUCCAACUUUAUCUCCUGGAUCAUCAAAAGAUCAGUGUGUGAAGAUAAAAAUCUGUGACAGAUCUGUUGUCAAAUCUGGGACAGUGUUAAAGGUCCUUAAUCGAGCCUUCUCUGUAACUGUUACCAUGACUGGGGCAGAGAUUGAGCCUGGUGCCCAGGCCAAGUCUGAAAAGAAGGCUGGGGAAGAAGUCGUUAGUGGGACAGAGCGAGAGAAUGAAGUCCCUCUGGUGGUCAGACCCAAGGUUAGAGCCCAGGCCCAGGUAACAACUGGGGCAAGGCCUAAAACUGAAACUAAGUCUGAGCCUGGGGCAAGGCCUAAAACUGAGGCCCAGACAAUGGCUGGGGCAAGACCCAAGACUGAGGCACAGUCAAUGGCUGGGGCUAGGCCCAAAAUUGAGACUCAGGCAAUGACUGGGGCAAGGCCCAAAACUGAUGCCAGGGCAGUAGGUGGUGCACGUCCUAAAACUGAGGCCAAGACAGCCCCUGGGGCAAGGCCUAAAGAUGAUGCCCAGGCAUGGGCCCAGACUGAGUUUGGUACUGAGACAAUGUCACAGGCAGAGGGAGCAUGCCAGACUAAUGCUGUCACCUGGCCGUUGGUCAAUACUGAAUCUGGAUCAGUUACUAAAUCUAAGGGCCUGCCUAUAGAUAGAGAACUGGUCAGUGUGGAUACUGAAACCUUUUCUGGCAACCAGGGCCAGGCAGGAAUCCAGCCCUGGUUUGGACCAGGGGAAGAGACUAAUAUGGGGUCUUGGUGCUACCCCAGGCCCAGAGCUAGAGAAGAAGCCUCUAAUGAGUCUGGAUUUUGGUCAGCAGAUGAGACCUCUACUGUGUCUUCUUUUUGGGCUGGAGAAGAGGCCAGUAUCAGAUCAUGGCCCAGGGAAGAGGCCAAUACCAGGUCCAGGCACAGAGCUAAACAUCAGACUAACCCCAGGUCCAGGCCCAGAUCUAAGCAAGAACCCUAUAUUGAUUCCUGGUCUGGAUCUGAGGAUGAGGCUGGCAACCCAUUCUGCUUUUGGGCUGGAGAAAAUACCAAUAGCUUGUUCCGGCCUAGAGUUAGGGAAGAGGCAAAUGUCAGGUCCAAGCUCAGGACAAAGAGAGAGGAUUGUUUUGAAUCCGAGUCUGAAGAUGAAUUCUAUAAAGAGUCUUGGUUUUUGCCUGGAGAAGAGGCCAAUAAUAGAUUCAGGCGCAGAGACAAGGAAGAACCUAAUAACAUCUUGAAAUCCAGGGCCCAGAAAGAUGCUAAAAACAACGAUAGGGCCAAACAAGAGCCCAGGUUUGAGGAAGACGUCAUUAUUGGGUCCUGGUUCUGGGCAGAAAAAGAGGCCAGUUUUGAGGCUGGAGCUUCAGCAAUCUGUGAAUCUGAGCCAGGGGCUGAGGAGGGGGCCAUUGGUGGAUCAUUGUUCUGGGCUGAGGAAAAGUCCAGUUUGGGGGCUGUGGCCAGAGAAGAAACCAGGCCUGAGUCUGAAGAAGAGGCCAUAUUUGGGUCAUGGUUCUGGGAUAGAGAUGAGGCCUGCUUUGACUUAAAUCCCAGUCCUGUGUACAAGGCCAAUUCCAGGUUCAGAGAUUCUGCUGAGGAGGAACUUAAUGCAUCAUCCAGGCCUCAAACUUGGGAAGAGGUCACUGUUGAAUUCAAACCUGGUCCUUGUCAUGGGAUUGGCUUCCCAUCCACAAGCCCCUUUAGAAUUCCUGAAGGGUCUUCUGAAAUGAUUGAGGCAAAGCCCAAGAAUGUGGAACUUAGCCCAGAAGGGGAAGAGCAGGAAUCUUUGCUUCAGUCUGAUCAGGCUGAACCUGAGUUCCCAUUUCAGUAUGAUCCCUCCUACCGAUCUGUGCGGGAAAUUCGAGAGCAUCUUAGGGCCAGGGACAGUGCAGAGCCUGAGAAUUGGUCCUGUAGCUGCAUACAGUGUGAGCUUAAAAUUGGUUCUGGAGAGUUUGAAGAACUCCUUUUAUUAAUGGAUAAAAUUCGAGAUCCUUUCAUUCAUGAAAUCUCUAAAAUUGCAAUGGGUAUGAGAAGUGCUUCUCAAUUUACCCGUGAUUUCAUUCGGGAUUCAGGUGUUGUCUCACUUAUUGAAACCUUGCUGAAUUAUCCUUCCUCUCGCGUUAGGACAAGUUUCCUGGAAAACAUGAUUCACAUGGCUCCACCUUAUCCAAAUCUAAACAUGAUCGAGACAUUCAUAUGUCAAGUGUGUGAGGAAACACUUGCUCAUGGUGUGGAUUCCCUUGAACAGAUGACUGGGAUAAGGAUGCUUAGACAUCUCACUAUGACUACUGACUAUCACACGCUGAUUGCCAAUUAUAUGUCCGGGUUUCUCUCCUUAUUAACCACGGGCAAUGCAAGAACAAAGUUUCAUGUUCUGAAAAUGCUACUAAAUUUGUCUGAAAAUCCUAUGGUGGCAAAAAAGCUAUUCAGUGCCAAAGCUCUGUCAAUAUUUGUAGGUCUCUUUAAUAUAGAAGAGACAAAUGAUAACAUUCAGAUUGUUAUUAAAAUGUUUCAGAAUAUCAGUAAUAUUAUAAAAAGUGGAGCAAUGUCCUUGAUUGAUGAUGAUUUCAGUCUUGAACCGCUUAUAUCCGCAUUCCAUGAAUUUGAGGAGUUAGCUAAGGAGCUACAAGUCCAAAUAGACAAUCAAAAUGAUCCUGAGGUGGGACAACAAAGUUAAUAUGGUUAACCACCUGCCGCUGAUCAGCCUUAUGUUCCCAAAGAGCCCUGAAUAGUGCUUUGGUGUUCACAGUCUGGCUUUAUGUUGUAACUUAUAUUUUUAAUGCUGAUGUUAACUUGUCAAACUCUUGUUUUGAGCUGGAUUAAUUUUUGGAUGCCAAAUGAAUAUUAGAACUGAAAACACAUUUGUUGAUAUUUGUCUUGCUGUCCAGAUUGUGAUAUAUUUUCGUGUUGAGCUUCUGAUGAACUGAGUCAUCCAAGUAUAAGCUACCCUGCUAUUCGUUGUUUAAACAUGUGGUUCUCUACUUGAGUCUGUGUUUUCAAUAAAGUUCUAUGUUAAAAUUGGCAUAAAUGACCCUUUUUCACUUUGAAAACCAAGUUCAGCUACAUUGUGCACACUAAUAUGCAUAGGUAAUUAAUAGUGUAAUAAAUAUGCUCAUUAGAAAAUCCCAUUCUUGGAUCUUAAGAAACGAGAGUUUGUCAUAGGCUGUGUUACUGGAAGAAUGCUUCAGAGAAGAGAAACCCAGUAAAAUUAGUCACUGAAGGAUAGGAUGAGACAAAUCAUUCUUAGAAAGUGGGCCCAUGAUGUUGUGAAGGAAAGUGUGAUUGGAAAGCAUAUUCAAAUAGCAUGAAUGUACCCAAUAUGCCUGAAUUAAGUAAAGGAGUUCAGUGAUUGAUACAGUUGAAAAGAUGGGAGAAAGUCAUUUUGGGGGACCUGAGUAAAACAAAUCUGCAUUUUAUAAUUCAAAGGACAGGUAUUAGUUCAAUGUCACAUAAAGAGUGAAAGAAAGAAUAAAAGUAAAUGGACUCAGGGAUAGGAUUAUCAUUUAUGAUCCUAGUCUAAGGAAAGUGUUGAGGAAAUACCAUGCAGCCAUUAAAAUAAUUAUAUAUGGAUUGAUUUAUUGAUAUUAAAUGACAUUGGUAAUUUUAUAUUCAGUU